CGAGCCGGGGCAGGCCGCUCGCGCUGUCGAGCAGCCCGCCUCGAGUUCCCGUCUGACGCCCGGCGGCGGCAGCCUGGUGUGCGCGCUGGGUGCUUUCGUCCUUCAGGAGCCCCCAGUUUGGGGCAAGCGGAGGGACUGACUGGGGUCAGAGCCGGGAUGGGGACGGGACUCGGGAAUUCAGCAGCGGCUGUUUUAAAGGGAGGCCGGCCGGCUGAUCGGGGUUCCAGUGGGUACCCUGGGCUUUGGACUUUGCCCCCUGUAUGGACGUACUGCGAGUGAUGAGGCAGAUUGAUGAUAGGAUAGUCCAUGAAUUAAAUACCAUUAUCCCAACAGCAUCCUUCGCUGGGAAGAUUGAUGCAAGUCAGACAUGCAAACAGCUUUAUGAGUCUCUGAAGCAAGCACAUGCUAGUAGGGAAAAAGCCAUAAAGACGUGCAUAAACCAAUCCUCCAGUAGGGUGAACAAACUACGAGAAGAGAGAAAUAAAGACAUGGACAAUUUAACACUACUAAAACAACUUCGAAAAGAACAAACAAAUCUGAAAUUGAUGCAGUCCGAAUUAAACGUUGAAGAGGUUGUCAAUGACAGAAGUUGGAAGGUCUUCAAGGACCGCUGCAGAAUUCAUUACAAGCCUUCAAACAGCCUGUGACGCUGAAGCACUAACAGGCCAACCCCUUUCUACCCAUGGCUUGAGAAGAAUGAAUCGAAUGAUAGUCGUUCAGAGUAAAGUGCAGUGGACCAUUACAGACCAUUUAUAGGUACAAUAAGCAAGGGGUUUUGGAUUUGAUGGACCUUUUAUUAUGGCAGAAACUAGCAGUUCCAGUAAUCACUUAAAGCAGCCCAUAAAAAUGGAUCUAACAAACUUAUGAUGUACGUUUGCUGUGAGCUUUUCAAAACAUAAUUAUCCAUCUUGAAUAUGGAUAAGACGGUUUCAUGCAUGGUUUAAACUUUUUAAAAAUCGCAUAAUGGAACAGAUCAUGUCAGUUAUUGCUAAGGAAUGUACUUGAAAGGUCUUGGUUUUCAUUACCUCACUUACUAGAUAGUUUUUCCCUUUGUCACAUGUAGGAUUACAAUUUUGGUGAUGUAACGGCAAUUCUUUUUAAAAGUUUUAUCUUACUUAAAGUGCCCAAUCUGAACUUUAAUUUGUAAUAAAAAGAAACUAUUUGUUCAUUUAUAGGUUGUAGUUUUUAAAAUAACUGCUUACCUUCUGAGCCUGACUCGCCACUCAUAAUCCCAAUGGAAUUGCUACACCAUCACUCAGAACUGACGAGUGAAAGGAAAUACUCAUCUGCCAAAACCCCACUGUUCAGUUUUAAACCUGAUAAUUGGGUUGGUGUGCGGAACAAGUCACAAUGGUUAAGCUGCCCAAUUUAUAACAGCCUGAGAACUUAAACUCCUAAUUCAGACAUUAGAGUUUGACUGACCAUUCCUCCUGGAAUUUGAACCUGUCACAUUCAGCCUAGAAGUUAAGUGAUUAAACGUUUGCAGUAACUUAAUUGAAAAUGGCAUUCUAACAACAAAGUAAUGUUGAAUUAGAAUCUUUUGCAAAUAUUUCACUCUAACUGCCUCAUCUACAUUUCAAAACAUCUAAAAUUAUGUAUGUACAAGUUAGUGUUAUGCACAUUCUGUAAACAUCUCCAUUAUCCAUUUAUUACAAAGUUUGGCUUAGUGCAACUUGAAAAGAAAUCAAUCCUCACAAGUUACUUAUCUAUUCCAUACAGUAGGAGGAGAAACAAGAGGGGGCAUUGGUCUUGACACAUGAUCAUCUAUAUCUACCAUCAAUUUAGCUUCCUUGAAAGUUGAUGGGAGGUGUGUUUGUAUGGGGAUGCAGAGGGUGGGGGGGUUCAGAAUUUUUUUUCUUACCUGUAGAUGCCCAGGCAGCAUCAACUGUUCCCUCUGACCCUGACUGAGCACUGAUUAAAGUAGUAAUUCUUUCUUGCAACAAGAGUAUUAUGACCGGUUCAAAAUCUAAAGGUGUUUUUCAACCAUUCCUGCCAACUACUGUAACUUCGUGUCACAUGGGUGAUUAUGGUCUGCUGAGAUUUGGUUUGUACAGUAUCGUUGUUAUAUUGAUGUUUUUCUCCAUUAAAUCGAAACAAGACCUAGGGGGUGAAGUAAUUCUUUCAUUUUUUUGCUUUCACUUGUUAUGCCAAAGACACCCAGAAGCUCUUUCCAAUAAAAUCUGCCCUCCGUGACAUUCUUCCUGCAAAGCAGGGAUACUUUAAAAAAUAUCAUGAAUUGUACCUACUUUGGGUAAAUGAAUAUUGAUGCUAUCUGUAUCACUGCAUUCAUCUGAAACAGGGAUUCUACUGGAAACCAAGUGUCAACGAUUCCAUAUUUUUAUAGAACUCAAGAAUCAACAGACUUUUAAAUCUAGAGAAAAUGUAGUUCAGUUCCUACCUAUUCAUGUGUAUUUAAAUAUUGGACAUGUUCAGUUAUUUACAAUCUGGAGUUUUAACUCCUGAAGAAACCACAUUGAAACAAUGUUUUGUUUUUUGAAGAGUAUGUCCCGUUAAUAAUAAAAAUCCACUGGUGCUUUUAA
Messenger RNA from Carcharodon carcharias (great white shark), 2540 nucleotides. RefSeq names its product mitochondrial matrix import factor 23 (gene mix23). The coding region runs from base 261 to 647 and encodes 128 amino acids. Gene Ontology annotation, cellular component: mitochondrion; mitochondrial intermembrane space. The record is from RefSeq and is a predicted model, not a curated record. The transcript has 5 exons. NCBI's taxonomy places the organism in Eukaryota, Metazoa, Chordata, Chondrichthyes, Lamniformes, Lamnidae.